AGUGAUAUUAAAGAAAAAGAUUUUGAUUCCAAAAAUUUAUAUUUUCCAAAAUUUUUUAAACAAUGAAAUUUAGUUAUCCCGUGAAAUGAGUAAUAAAGUUGUCUUGAGCUAUAAUGAAAGUUUAUUAAGAUCAUCUGACAUAGAAUUGCUGAAAGGUCCGAAUUGGCUAAAUGACACAGUAAUAUCUUUUUAUUUUGAAUAUCUAGAAAAUGACUUGUUCAAAGGCCUGAAUUAUUUAUUAUUUGUCACUCCAGAAGUGACCCAAUGUAUAAAAGUAUCUCCUCAAAAUGAAUUAAAUAUUUUCUUAGGGCCAUUGGUAAAUUCCAUAAUGAGAGAAUUUAUUUUCUUUGCUCUAAAUGACAAUCAGUUAGUUGACUCGUCUGGAGGUUCUCACUGGAGCCUUCUAGUGUUUUCAAGACCAGAAAAAAUGGUAUACCAUUAUGAUUCAUCACAAGGAAGCAAUGAUGACCAAGCUGUGGAACUUGGGGAAAAAAUUUUAAAAUAUUUUUCAUUUCCUGUUCAAGGAAAAGUACAAAAUAUGCCUUGUCUUCAACAAACAAAUGGAUAUGAUUGUGGUGUUCAUGUGCUUUGCAAUGCUGAACAGUUAGCAAGUUAUGCUUCUCAUUAUGGAAGGGUAACAGGUUGUCCCAAAUUAACACCGGAAACAGUAAUUGCAAAAAGAUGGGAAAUUUUAGAUAUUAUUGAAAGAUUAACAGGGACAGGUUAUGUAAACUGAUGUUUAUUAAACUUUUUAUUCAAUUUUAAUAAUUUUUUUAUGUAGUAUUAGUCCACAUCAUAAUUUAAUAUAAAUGCUUUUGUACAAAAGUGUAUAUAAUAAAUUUAAUAUUCAUUCCACUAGGACAGUAUUUUUAGAUACUUAAUUUUUUGUCUUCACAUAAUUGUAAUAUUUAACAUGAAUUUUGAAUUCAGAGUUUACAGAAAGUCUAGAAGAACUUAUUCAUAAUAAAUAUUCGCUAAACAGGUGAGGAAAACUGAAACAAAUAAUAAUUUUUUUUCUAGAGUAAUUAGUCAUAAUCUCUUCAGCUUUUUAAAUUUUUCCAGAAAAAAAAAUAGACCAGAAGAGAUUGUACUGGUGAUUAUCUAUGUUUUUCUGUUUUCUGCCUUUUGGAGUAGUGAAAGGGUGUUCCAUUGACAUUUUCUUUGGAAAAUGAGAUUUUCUUUGCAACAAAAUAGGUUCUGCAUGAUUUUCUGAUUCUUGACAUCUUCAUUGAACAAUAGUUUAUCAUCGAUUUUUUUAGCAGUAGUGUUCUAAGAACUGAAAUGUUUAAAAGAAAAUCAUGAAUUUUCCGUGCUUUUCUGUUUUCUGCUAACAAUAUCAAUCAAACAUAUUUGGUUCAAAUUGAUCAGAAAAAAUGUUGGCUAGACGUCUCCUGGGCUAUAACUGUUACUGAGCCUCUAAAAAUUUUCACACUCAGUCUGUGUUUUUCUGAGACAUGAAAUAAAUGUUAAUAUAAAGGUAAUAAUGCAAAUAGACAACUCAAAAGGACAGAAUUGUUACGUUGACCAUUUAUACUGUUAAAAAAUGUGUAAGAAAGUUCGUAGAAAUAUAUUUUGUUUAUAAAAGUCAGUCAGAUUCAAUAGAAAUGUAUGCUAUUGUAUUUAUGUUCAAAAACCUUUAAACUUUGAGAAGAUCAUUAUGGAAAUAUAAGAUAUAUCAAAAUUUCAUUAAUUUAAAGUAACAUGAACAAAAUAUAUGAAUAUAUACAAAAUAAUUUUUCAUUAUCCUCCUCCUUGGAUAAUUCACUUUAAUCUGAUAUUUCUUCAUUGAUUUCUCUCCUAUCACUCAUUAUCUUCAUUAAUAUCUUUCAUCAUCAAAGCUUGAAAAUAAAAAAAUUCAUAUUAUUGACAUAUAACAAACAAAAUUAUAUCAAAUAUUAAUAAAAACAUGUUUUUAGGGAUAAAAAUGUACUCACAUGAA
Messenger RNA from Diorhabda sublineata, 1939 nucleotides. RefSeq names its product sentrin-specific protease 8-like. The transcript is spliced from 2 exons. Gene Ontology annotation, biological process: proteolysis. The record is from RefSeq and is a predicted model, not a curated record. Gene Ontology annotation, molecular function: deNEDDylase activity; cysteine-type peptidase activity. Lineage: Eukaryota; Metazoa; Arthropoda; Insecta; Coleoptera; Chrysomelidae. The coding region runs from base 86 to 736 and encodes 216 amino acids.